Molecule: messenger RNA, 325 nt
Organism: Prorocentrum cordatum
Lineage: Eukaryota; Dinophyceae; Prorocentrales; Prorocentraceae
Source: the annotation of a GenBank genome assembly
GAUUCGCGACCGCUGCAGAGCAGCGUCCGUCCUCGCUGCACGCGGCGCCCUGUGCCACCGGCGUUUCGCCGUGCAUAGUUACAGUAAGCUCUCGGGCCAGCUUGCCAGCCUCUGCUGCAGAUCGCCGGGGCGGGCCGCUUACAGCUGCAGCCGUGGUCGUGGCGGCUGUCGCGGCGCUCUUGCGGCGUGUGCCAGCGCGCACGACCACUUUGCGCGCUGCGGCUCUGUGUGGCGCAGCCCGGCUAGCUCGCUCGAGGGACAAGUUGCGGGUGGCGGUGGCGGCCGCGGCUGCCACGACGGUCUUGCGCGGCACUGGCGUCAGCAG